Messenger RNA from Diaporthe batatas, 1119 nucleotides. RefSeq lists its product as uncharacterized. The coding region runs from base 1 to 1119 and encodes 372 amino acids. The transcript has a single exon. Gene Ontology annotation, molecular function: oxidoreductase activity, acting on NAD(P)H. The record is from RefSeq and is a predicted model, not a curated record. Lineage: Eukaryota; Fungi; Ascomycota; Sordariomycetes; Diaporthales; Diaporthaceae.
AUGGCUGACAUCCCCUCAACAUUCAAGGCCGCCGUGCUGCCCACGGCCAAGGGCAAGCACGUCGUCGACGAGCGCUCCCUCAGCGCCCUCGCCACCGGCGAGGUUGCCAUCAAGGUCACCGCCACUGCGAUCAACCCCGUGGACUGGAAGAUUCGCGAUCAGGGUAUUCUUUACAACAAGUAUCCGGCCGUGCUAGGCUCCGACGCCGCCGGCGAGGUUGCCGCGGUUGGGUCCGGCGUCACUUCCUUUGCCAAGGGCGACAGGGUCUUCUUCCAGGGCAUCCUCACCAGCCUCGACAACUGCACCUUCCAGCAGUACUGCAAGCUACCUGCGGAGCUGGUGUCACACACGCCCGGCAACAUCAGCGACGAACAGGCCGCCGGCGUGCAGCUGGCGCUGAUGGCUGCCGUGACGGGCUUCUACCACAACACCGGCCACGGCAUCACGCCUGCGCCCUGGGAUGUCGAGGGCGGUGGCAGGGAGGCCGGAAAGGGGAAGGCCAUUGUCAUCCUGGGCGGGAGCUCGUCUGUGGGUCAAUAUGCGAUCCAGCUGGCCAGGCUGUCGGGCUAUGAGAGGAUCGUGACCAACUCGAGCGCCUCACAUGCCGAACACCUGAAGAGCCUCGGGGCCCACGUGGUUCUAGACCGGAAGACGCAGUCAAAGCCAGAUGAUUAUCGUGAGGCCAUCGGUGACAUCCCACUUGACUUUGUCUGGGAUUCCAUCGCGGAGGUGGAGACCGCGAAGCUGGGCAUCGCCAUCCUGGGCCUGGUGAAGACCGUCUCGGAGGAGCGCCAGGUUGUUGGCGUGUGGAACCCCAACGACAACCCAGACCCAACUGCCGGGCCUUACCCCGAGGUUGUCGAGGCCGGUCUGUCUGCCAGCCCCAAGGUUAACGUCAAGCAAAUCUUGGGCCUUGGCAGCGCUCCCGACAAGCGUUACGUCAGUGAACCUGUGGUCAAGGCCAUCGGUGGCGAGGAUGGAUGGAUCGCAAAAGGUCUGUUCCAGCCCAACCGGCCGAUUGUCAUUGAGGGUGGCCUAGCGGCUUUGGAUCAAGCGCUGGACAGGAACAAGGCUGGUGUUUCGGGAGAAAAGGUUGUCAUUAGGCCAUUUGGACCAUAA